UUGUGUAUGUUACAGUUAUUAGACUUAUUUGACAGUGAAGAUCCUCAGGAGCGUCAUUUCCUCAAGACUGUCCUGUAUCACAUCUAUGAGAAAUUCCCAAGGCUACGUGCUUUCAUACGCAAACAAAUAAGUAACAUCUUCCUUGGGUUAGUAGAAUUUCCCAUUGUAAUUAAUUAUAGGCUAAGAGGAUAAUGGAAAAAUACACUCAUUAUCUGAUUUUGCAUAAUUUGCGUGUUUAGCUAUAUAUAUAUGUAGCAGCAGUAUAACAUAAAUUAAUUGAAUUCAUGCUAACUGUGUAACCUGAGUGAGAAGAGGCAUUGGAUUUUGAAAGAUUUUUUAAUUGUUUUAUUUUAUAUAUAUAUAUAAUUGUGCUGUAUUAAUUAAUGCUUCAGCAUUGUUGACAUGUGUUUAAACUCUUUGCAUCUGAUAAAAUAGAAUUUCUAAUUUUUAGGUUUGUAUAUGAGUCAGAGGAUUUUAAUGGUGUUGCCGAAUUACUGGAAAUAAUAGGAAGGUGAGUCAGACUUUUUAACUGUAAUCAAAAGUUAUUUACUGGAACACCCAAUUUAUAAUUUGCAUGAGUUACACUUAGAAGGACAGUUAAACAAAUAAGAUUCUCCUUGAUAAAUAGAUUUAAGUGUAAAUAAAAUGACUAUUAAUUACAUGAAGUUUUUAAUAUGAUUCAGCCUAUAAAGGGAUUGGAAGUCUUAAGAGAGAUUGCACUCCAAAUGAUUUAAUCAUUAUCUAAAUUGAAUUUUAUAUUUUGUGGAUUAUUUUGAUAUAACAGGUUUUAAGUUGAAGAAUAUGAGGGUGGUAUUUAAGACUUAUAUAGUAAGAUGACCUUGUUUUUUAUAAUGGAACGUAGUCGUAAAUUUGAUUGUACUUAAUAUAUUAUAAUUAUUCCCAGUGUGUUAUUUUAAUUGUAAUUGAACAUUAUGUUAUGUGAGAUAUGAUGAAGUUCAAUCGAUUCGGCAGGAGGCCAAUUAGACUGGAAAAGUUGAAUAUGUAUGUGAUUUGUUUGAGAGAUGCAAUCAGUAAGUGUGAGAGAUACGGUUCAUUAUGAAGAAAAAGGAGCACAGAUUUUAUUUGACAGCGGUGUCAGUCCGAAGAAAGUGAUGUUUGGAAGGCAAGGGGACAAGCUACCACGCUUUGUCAUAUGACCUAAUGUAACUGUAACCCCUGAUUAUCAGUUCAACUAAAAGAUUUAGAAAAGCCAUACUGUUGACAUGAAUUACUUUAUUAAUGCUCCAUUAAACUAGACUGGCUUAGUUCUAGAUUUACAUUGACCUAAACACCAGCAUGUAUUUUAUUAGAUUAUUUCAUUUAUUAUCUUAUUAUCUGUCCAUCUCCAUACUUGACUCAUACACUGUCUAAGGUUAUCCAUUUUGCAUGGGGUGUUCUGCAUUAUCAGUCAUAUAAGUUUUUUGGUUUGAUGGUAGUGAUUCAGAUUGUGGUUUUCUGGUUGUGACAUUUAACCUAGUCUUGUAGGCAAAAGCAACAGAAUGCUAGGAAUCGUGGGGAAGUGUACAUCGGAUAAACCCUCUGGACCUGGUUCAUGGAUACCGUCACUUCUCACUGGAGAAGUCAGGUGCUGCAGAACACAGCAUUUACCUGAGUCAAUGAGUCCUGCUCUUCAAUAUCAGAAUCCUGCCCCACCCCACCAAAAAUAAAGGUACAGGGGCCAGCUCAAAGGGAAAGCAAUGGAGAUUGAUCUGUACAGUAACAGCAUGAAGGGGAAUAGGUUCUGUCUGCACAGGUUACUGAAGCCUCAUAUCCAGUUUCUGAAGGAUAGGAGAAGAGGUUUCUCCCUUGAGAUGAUGAGACUCCCCACCCAGGCCCUUGGAGGACAGCAAUUUUUCUCUUGUCAUUUCCCUCCAGCUGUGAUGAACAUUUUUGGCUCCUGAAAAGGCCGAUUUCCUGCCCAGUGUUCCUACUGACCCAGACUAAACUCCAUAUCCCACCCCCUUGCAUGGAUCUGAGUGACCAUAUUCCGUGCAACCUGUCUGUAAUACCCAUUUGACUCCUCUUGCUAUAUACUUCAAGCCUAAAGAUGGAGGCGGUGUAUUCCCCUGAAAUGUUGGUAACUGCCUGCAGGAAUACACAGUAUCACAGCCCAUAAGACCACAAUCUUAAUGCUGUUAGGUAAUAGUUUGACUUGAAUGAGGCAAUUACACACAUGGAAAAACACAUUCUUAGUCUACAGAUUGCAAUGUUCUGUUUGCCCACUGCACACCUAAUAAUAAUACUGCAGAAUAAAGAAAUGAAAUUCUCUGGUUUCAGCAUUAUCAACGGCUUUGUGCUACCGCUGAAGGCAGAACACAAGCAAUUCCUCCUAAAGGUUCUGCUUCCAAUGCACAAAGUUAAAUGUUUGUCAUCGUUCCAUGCACAGCUGGCAUACUGUGUGGUUCAAUUCCUUGAAAAGGAUGUCACGCUAACUGAACCUGUUGUUAAAGGGCUACUCAGGUUCUGGCCUAAAACAUGCAGUGAAAAAGAGGUGAUGUUCCUUGAGGAGACUGAAGAAAUUUUAGACGUAAUUGAACCAUCACAGUUCGCCAAAAUUCAGGAACCCUUGUUCAGGCAAAUUUCAAGAUGUGCCUCUAGUCCUCACCUUCAGGUGGCUCAAUAUGCACUGUACUUCUGGAAUAAUGAUCACAUAAUGAGCCUAAUUGAGGAAAACAUCCAUGUGAUCAUGCCAACAACGGUCCCAGCUUUGUGCCACAUCAGCAAAGAGCACUGGAACCAAACAAUUGUGGCUCUUGUGCACAAUGUGCUGAAAAUUUUCAUGCAGAUGAACAGCAAGCUUUUCUAUGAGCUCACAGCAUCUCACAAGGCUGAGAGACAAAUGUAAGUAGCCAUAUUAUGAAAACUGUAUAGCAUAUUUGUUGUCAAGAGAGAUGAUUAAUAUGCUGUGUUGCUUGUUUGUAGUGGUUCUGUUCUCCAUGGGUUAGGGAAAUUAAUUAGGUCUGUCCCUGCCAGUCAUUCCGAAUAGGUUGAACUUAGAUCUCUCACAUGUUCAGUUUAUAAGAAUUGUUCAUCUUCUUACUGUGGCUUUACGGCCCCUUAAUUUACUCUUAGCCUCCCUUAGAAAUACGUUCCAUUAUUUUCUGUCUCGAUUUUUUGGUUUCCUUAUUUUUAUAACUCAGGGUUUUUUGUCAUCUAACCCUCUCAGUUUGAAUCUUCUAACUCUUCAUCUUCUGCCUGGUUUAAUGUUGAGUAUCAUGUUUAGUGUGAGUAAUUCCAUUCUGAUAACAUCCCAGCCAUUCUGAUGUUCUAAUUCCGAUUUCACUUGCAAUAUCUCUUGACUUAUAUCAAUUUUAUAGUUCUAGGAACUUGUUAUUCUCCACGCUCCUUCUUCACGUCUUUGUCCGUAAAUUUUCCUUAAAAUCUUGCGUUCUCAUGCCAUCAGAGAGAAUGCCAUUUUCCCUGAGCUUGUCCAAGUUUCACUGCCACAAAGUGUAAUUGGUCUUAUGACAGUUUCAUAUGUUCUCAUUUCCAUGCUCGCUCUUAUGUACCUCUUACUGAGCAUGUUACUCAAGGCCUGAAAGCACCGGUUGGCACUUCUAAUUUUGUCUUUUAUAUCAUAUUCUAUUUCAUUUUGAGAAGUAAUUACUUAGUCUAUAUGUUCAAAUGUAGCCUAAUUUCAAAGAUUUCUCGUGUAUUUCAGUAUCACAAUCGGCUAAAUUUACAGUUUCCUUAGUUUUCAUAUGUUUAGUUUUGUCAGUGUCAAUUACUAACCGUUAAAUUCUGCA
Messenger RNA from Cryptotermes secundus, 3746 nucleotides. RefSeq names its product serine/threonine-protein phosphatase 2A 56 kDa regulatory subunit alpha isoform. The transcript is spliced from 3 exons. Gene Ontology annotation, biological process: signal transduction; protein dephosphorylation. NCBI's taxonomy places the organism in Eukaryota, Metazoa, Arthropoda, Insecta, Blattodea, Kalotermitidae. Gene Ontology annotation, cellular component: cytosol; protein phosphatase type 2A complex; nucleus. Gene Ontology annotation, molecular function: protein phosphatase activator activity. The coding region runs from base 2174 to 2845 and encodes 223 amino acids. The record is from RefSeq and is a predicted model, not a curated record.